AUAUUCCAUUCUUUCAAACAACAACCACAACCACAACCACAACCACAGCAACAACAACUAUCUACUUCUCUUACUGUGACCAAAGUCACCCCGUUCCACAGCGCUUGAGAUUGGUAUAGGGUUCUUUCACAAAAUCUCUUUGCACUUGCAAGUUUUAUAUUCUUCCAUUCCCUUGAUACGCAUCUCUUUUCCCGAAUCUGGUCAAAAAAUAUAACAAUCAAUUGAUACUUUACGCUUCUUUACUUUACUUUGCUUUGCUUUGCUUUCCAUAUUUCCCACAACACCAAAUUCAUGUGGUUCGUAUUGUAUCACCUUAAAUCUAAUUAAUCCGACUUAUUAGCAUUUUGUUUUCAUUUCAAAGACCUUCCUUUGCAUCCGCAUCCGCAUCUGCAUCUGCAUCUCCAGUUCUCCAUUGAUCCAUUUCCUGGGUGGUCCCCAUUGGUAGCUGAGUCAACAUGCCUCCACCAAACACUCCAACAAAUGGAGCUGGUACACCUGUCUCACACAUUUCUCGUCCAAAUACUCCACCAAAUAAUAUCUUCAUAUUUGAAGGUUACGAUCCUGCUACAACUCACAUUGGCUUUGCUUAUUACCCACCUCAAAGCGAAGUUGCACCACCAGCUCUUCACGUACCAAAUAAUACUCCAGCCUCCAGCAUUCACUCUUCGCCCGAAAAUUCCUAUCAUCCACGUUCCCGUCGUCCGACUCUAUUGGAUCGAGGAAUUAUGGAAGUCAUUGGAGAAGAAGAACGAGAUCGACGCGAUAAGGAUACUAUCGAUUACCGUAGUGUUGACUACGUAAAUCCACCCGAUCAAAACCUCAUUUGUCCAAUUUGUCGCGUCCCUCUCGUCGAUCCUGUCACGAUUUAUUGUGAUCAUACCUUUUGCAGAGAUUGUAUCACUCAAGCCUUGGCUGUUACAGAGAAAUGUCCUAUGGACCGUUAUCCAAUCUCUCGCAAUGAUCCACUACGUCAAUCGAAUAGAAUUAUCGUUCAACAAGUCAACGAUUUGUUAAUCGCUUGCCCAAGCUGCAAAACCCACCUUCAACGAUCUAAGCUCCGUAACCAUCUCGCCAUCCAUUGCAAGGAAGUUGAAAUUGAAUGUUUGGACCCUGAUUGUAAGCAACUUGUCAAGAGACUUCAUCAACCAAAAGGCUGUCUGCAUUAUGAUUCUGCUUGUCCAUACUGCGAGGAAAUUUUGCAAGAGAGGAACAUGGAAGAUCACUGCGAGUUCAAGUGCACUUUCCGUGACGACAAUUGUGGUCAAUGCGGAGGGGAUUUCUUACGCAUCAAGGAAUCUGAACAUAUUGAUCAAUGUCCAGAAGGUGUUGUCCAAUGCCAAUGGAGACAGUUUGGAUGUGAUCAUGAGUGCAAGAGAAAGGAUAUUGAUGACCAUAAGGACAAAUGCGAGCUCAGGAGAUUGGGUCCGUGGGCAGCAAUUAUGAAGGCUGAGAAUGAAGUCAAGAAUGAGAAGAUUGACCGCCUUGAACGUAAGAUCAAGCAUCUUGAGCAUUGCCUCAAUGAUAAUGGAAAUUUCGACCGAACCGAUGCAACUACCCCUUCUCUCGCAGGACUGUCGAUCUCUGAUGAUUCCUACGAAACACCCAAUACUUAUCUUCUUUCCGUUGUCGAAUCUCAACAAAGCAGAAUUAAUGCUCUUACUGCCAGCAUCGCCGAGAUGGAAGCUCGUCAAAGCGUCAUGCUUCUCAACGAAACUAUUCCAUUGAAGGAUCAAAUUGUUGAGCUUCGCAAUACUAUGAGUACAAUCAAUAUGUAUGUCCGUUGGUUGUUGAAUGUUCGUACACGAGAAGGUCAACGACGCAGCUUUGGUAACGGCGGUACUAGUGGUGGCGCAGGUGGUGGUAGCCUUGAUGAUAAUGGAGGUGUUGGAUCAAGUUCUGGUGGUAGUGGAAUCGGAAGACGUCUUAGCGAUAAUAAUCGAGAGGGUGGUACGAAGCUUUAGGUUUAUGAUGGAGUACAUGGAUGGAUUAAUGCAUAUGGAGUAAGGAUGAGAAAUGAUUGAUGAUCAAUGACACCUUAUUGCAGUGCAUGAAGGGAUUGGGAUGGUAUGGUUUUUGAUUUUUUGAUUUUGAUGCUAAAGAUAUCUGGAUGGAUGGCGUACUAAUAAUUAUGUGUGACGUUCUUUUAAUAACGGGAGUUUUUGGAUUUCUUGUAAUAUUAGGGAGGGGUAGAAAGAUGGGUAAUGUGGGCAUUUUUGGUUGGAGUUGGGGUGGAGGAGGUUGAAGAAGAAAAGACAAACUAUUUACUGGCAGGCACCGGCGGAUUGAGAUGAGUUUCGGGCGGGAUGACCAAACUUUCUUGAAGGCCAUAGUACUUACUUGCUUGGCUGGCAUAUACCUCAUAAGAUAAAUCGGUCUCAAUAUAAGAUUAAAAUACCAUAAAUACAUUCCGAU
Sclerotinia trifoliorum is the source of this 2412-nucleotide messenger RNA. Lineage: Eukaryota; Fungi; Ascomycota; Leotiomycetes; Helotiales; Sclerotiniaceae. The record is from the annotation of a GenBank genome assembly.